Molecule: messenger RNA, 1227 nt
Organism: Aspergillus vadensis CBS 113365
Lineage: Eukaryota; Fungi; Ascomycota; Eurotiomycetes; Eurotiales; Aspergillaceae
Product: glycoside hydrolase family 27 protein
Exons: 2
Coding region: 1-1227 (408 amino acids)
Biological process (GO): carbohydrate metabolic process
Molecular function (GO): hydrolase activity, hydrolyzing O-glycosyl compounds
Source: RefSeq, a predicted model, not a curated record
AUGGGACGCAAUCAUCAACACUUUUCAUUCCGCUUGGCCAUCGUGGCGAUUUUAACCUUCGUCCGCUCCGUACUGGGAGGCAAUAGCCUGGCGCAAAAACCUCAGAUGGGCUGGAACUCAUGGAACGCAUUCAAAGCGACGGUAAACUACACGAUAGUCCAGGAUGUUAUGGAGCGCUUCGGUACUCUCGGGCUAAAGGAAGCAGGCUACGAAUACGUGCUGCUUGAUGACGGAUGGGCAAGCUAUAAUCGCACGUCCGACGGGUAUCUUCAAGCCAAUGCAACGUCAUUUCCUCAGGGAAUCAAGACACUGGCCGAAGAUGUGCACGCUAAGGGCUUGAAAUUAGGCCUUUACGGAGACAGUGGGCACUACACAUGUGCGUGGAGGCCAGGAAGCUGGGGAUAUGAAGAAAGAGACGCCCAAACGAUCGCGAGUUGGGGCGUGGACUAUCUCAAGUACGACAACUGUGGCGGAUUCCAGUCGAUGACGGAGGCCCCUCAGAUCCGCUUUGGGGCAAUGAAGAAUGCGCUCGCACUUUCGGGCCGGGAUAUCUUCUAUUCUGUGUGUGGUUGGGGCUAUCAGUUCCCUUGGCACUGGGGAGGAGAUAUCGGUCACUCUUACAGAAUGUCUGGCGAUAUCACGACAAGCUUUACCAAUGAAACCGAGUGCCAGUGCAAGACAGCCUACUGUCUUGACACUGGAUAUGCCGGUUGCUCUGUCCUGACGAUCAUCAAUAAGAUGAAAGAAAUCAGCCAAUAUCAGACCCAGGGUCACUGGUUAGAUAUGGAUAUGCUCGAAGUCGGAAAUGCCAAUUUCACACUUAACCAGCAACAGACACACUUUGCGUUCUGGGCGGCGCUGAAAUCACCCUUGAUCAUUGGGGCUGAUCUGAGCAAGCUAUCCAAUGAUAGCUUAGGUGUGCUCACCAAUACGGCGAUCAUUUCUGUCAAUCAAGACGCUCUUGGAGAGCCUGUUACGUAUAGAGAGGCUCACAGUAAGGAAGGCCUCUUUCAGGUAUGGGCUGGAAAUGUCGAGGGGGGAUAUGUUGUGCUUCUACUGAACGAGAAGAGUUAUCCGCAGACUGCGUCUCUGAGCCUUGCGAGUCUUGGGCUUGGCUCGCCUCAGAAGGUCGUUGAACUUUGGUCGGGAAAGACUCUGAAGGAUGCCAAUACAUUCAAUGGAACCUUGGGGUCCUAUCAAACUCUUGUUUUUAGAGUACAGACAUGA